Molecule: messenger RNA, 2320 nt
Organism: Amaranthus tricolor (Joseph's coat)
Lineage: Eukaryota; Viridiplantae; Streptophyta; Magnoliopsida; Caryophyllales; Amaranthaceae
Exons: 6
Coding region: 190-1194 (334 amino acids)
Molecular function (GO): zinc ion binding; oxidoreductase activity
Source: RefSeq, a predicted model, not a curated record
CAAAAAUAGUUUUUAACCACUUUUUUUUAUUUAUUAUUUUCAACUCAAUUACAAUGGGACUAUUUAAUUGGGUUUCGUCAACUUUACUCUUUGGUGGCAAAUCCGAGAGAUGAUGCUUUAAAUCUUCAUCGCCAUUAUCAAUUCUCGGGUUUUUUUUUCUCUUUUUCUUUGCACAAAUUCAAUCUCAAAAUGGAGGCAUUAGUAGUCCGAAAACUUGGUGAUCCAACAACCACUAAUCUCUCGGACGAUAAUUCUCCAAUAAUCGUAGCAAAGAACGAACCUUUGCCGGUAAUCAAAUCUCCGACAGGAAUUAGGAUUAGGGUUAGAGCUACAAGCUUGAAUUAUGCUAAUUACCUUCAAGUUCUUGGUAAAUACCAGGAGAAAGCUCCCCUUCCUUUUACUCCUGGCUCUGAUUACUCUGGUGUUGUCGAAGCAAUUGGUUCUGGAGUUUCUAAGUUUAGGAUUGGUGAUCGUGUUUGUUCUCUCGCUAAUUUUGGUUCUUUUGCGAGUUUCAUCGUUGCUGAAGAGUCUGAAUUGUUUAAGGUGCCAGAGGGGUGUGAUCUGGUUGCAGCAGCUGCACUUCCUGUGGCAUUUGGAACUUCACAUGUUGGUCUUGUUCAUCGAGCUCAACUUAAGAGUGGUCAGGUUUUAUUAGUUCUUGGUGCAGCAGGAGGAGUUGGUGUUUCAGCAGUUCAGAUUGGGAAGGCCUGUGGUGCAAUUGUCAUUGCAGCUGCAAGGGGACCUGAAAAGGUACAGUUUUUGAAGUCAUUGGGUGUUGACCAUGUCGUUGACAUAAGCCAAGAUAAUAUUAUUCCAAAUGUGAAGGAGUUUCUGAAGUCAAGGAAGCUCAAAGGUGUUGAUGUCUUGUAUGAUCCUGUUGGUGGAAAUCUCACGAAAGUUGCCAUGAAAUUGUUAAACUGGGGAGCCAACAUUUUGGUCAUCGGAUUUGCUAGUGGAGAGGUUCCUGUCAUUCCUGCAAAUAUAGCUCUGGUUAAGAAUUGGACUAUACAUGGACUUUACUGGGGUAGCUACAGAAUGCAUUGUCCGAGUGUCCUUGAAUAUUCACUCCUGGAGCUGCUCACGUGGCUAGCAAGGGGCUCAAUAUCCAUUCACAUCUCUCAUACUUUCAGUCUUGCAGAGGUUUGUAGCCCACCGUCACUCACAUUUUGUCCCCUUCUAUUAGAGAAUUCAUGAAGUUGAUCACUUUCUGAUCACUUGCUCAUGAAUUCUGACAUGCUGUUUUAUUCGGUGAGAGUUUAGAAACAGAUGCAUAUGGGACUGUCAUAAACCAUGGUAACAGAAGCAACUUUUUCAUGUUCGAAGUAUUUAUUCUCUUCCAUAUUGGUAGCUCAUUCUGACUCAUUGAUCUUUGACCCUUCGAUCAAAGGGUAUUUGAAGCAUGCUUACCCGUGCUUUCAAUAUUUCUGUGUUUUUUCACUACACCAAGGACUUUUACAAUGUCCCUUAUUUAGUGGGACCAAAGAUUUAUUCUUCUUUGGUUGCUGAUUAUAAUAACGGACCAAAUAAAAAUGGCUCAUUUAAGCAUUUGCACUUCUUAUUUAUGUAAAAGAACUGAUGAUAUUUGCUACCAACGGUCAAUCGGAAACAACCCCUCAACAAUAACAAGAGUAACGUUGCAUACAUCCGAACCCCCAAACCUUGCAUAGGUGGGAGCAACAUAAUGGCAUUGGGGUAAUGAAAUGUCGAUGAACUGCUGUACCAAGGACUUUAACAAAAACAACUGCAACAACCUCACGUGGCCUCUGUGUCACUAAAGUUACUCUUAUUUAGGCAAUCUUAUCAUUGUAAGUCGUUUUAUCUGGUUCAUCUUUGAGCACUUUGACUGCAAUCACCAUUUACAUGGAUAAGAAGAGCGCAUCAAUUUUUUUCCUUCUUUAAUCAGCUUAUGCUUUGUUUUAGAUUUUGUUUCUAUCCCUCUGAAAUUGUAUAUUUCUAUUACAGGCUAACCUUGCGUUUGCUGCCAUCAAAGAUACAAAAGUAAUCGGAAAAGUUAUAAUUACCUUCGAUGAUCAGAAGGCUGCAAGACCUAAACUUUAAUCUCGAGGAAUUUCACCAAUGUACUAUCGGAUACUUCUCAAACAAACUUAAAAGGUAUCGUCAGAUAUAGUGGUAGUGAAAUUAUUUAUAGCUUUUAGAUCAAUAUUGUUCUCAGGGAAGAUUGUUCAUUGUUGAUGUUGUAAAGUUUGCAGUUACAAGUAUAAACAUGUGGAAUAAGAUGCCUUUAUUGUGUGGCUUAGGACACUUUAUGUACAAAAACACAAUUUAUAAAUAAUAAAGUGUUUCAGUCAAAUUACAAAAA